AUGGCGCUGGUUUUGCAACGGGUGUACGAUGUGUACCAAGAGUUCCUCGUAAAUCGACGCGAUAUGCGCAGUGCACAUCUUCCGUUGGCCGGAAGUCCGUGGCCAUUGGUGACACUGUUGGCAACAUACCUGUACGUGGUGCUAUACGCCGGACCACGGUUUAUGGCACACCGGAAACCGUUCGAUCUGCGGAAUGUUAUUCGCGUUUACAACAUUGUGCAAGUGUUGAUCAACAGUGUUUUAUUCAGUUGGAUUGUUGUUAAAAUCUUCAUCGUCUACAAAGACUACAACUACUCGUGCCAGGUGUGCCACUACACUAGCGACGCCCGGGGUAUGGAGGAGAUGUACCUUAGCUAUAGCUACUUUAUGCUCAAAGUCCUGGAUCUUGCCGAUACCGUAUUUUUCGUGCUACGCAAGAAGCAGUCGCACGUGUCGUUCCUCCACGUGUACCAUCACACGAUCAUGGCGACAGGGUCGUACUUCGGCCUACUGUACGUUCCGGGCGGGCACGCGAUCAUGCUCGGCAUCUGGAACACGCUGGUGCACGCCGUCAUGUACUUCUACUACUUCCUGUCCUCGUUCGGGUCACAGUACAGCGAAUGGUGGAAGAAGCACCUCACCCGUAUGCAGCUGCUCCAGUUCAUUCACCUCGCGUUCCACUUCGGUAUUCCGCUGUUUUCCAACUAUGAGUGCAAGUUUCCGCGCGUCUGGCUGGUUUUUGGUUUCCUGCAGGCCAUCUUCAUUCUGGCGCUGUUCAUGGACUUCUACAUUAAGUCGUACAUCGUCAAGCGGAAAAAGCAAUAG
This is a messenger RNA of Anopheles coustani, 804 nucleotides long. RefSeq names its product elongation of very long chain fatty acids protein AAEL008004-like. The transcript has 2 exons. NCBI's taxonomy places the organism in Eukaryota, Metazoa, Arthropoda, Insecta, Diptera, Culicidae. The record is from RefSeq and is a predicted model, not a curated record. Gene Ontology annotation, cellular component: endoplasmic reticulum membrane. Gene Ontology annotation, biological process: fatty acid elongation, saturated fatty acid; very long-chain fatty acid biosynthetic process; fatty acid elongation, polyunsaturated fatty acid. Gene Ontology annotation, molecular function: fatty acid elongase activity. The coding region runs from base 1 to 804 and encodes 267 amino acids.